Messenger RNA from Suillus clintonianus, 1998 nucleotides. Its product is annotated as glycoside hydrolase family 71 protein. The record is from RefSeq and is a predicted model, not a curated record. Gene Ontology annotation, molecular function: glucan endo-1,3-alpha-glucosidase activity. Lineage: Eukaryota; Fungi; Basidiomycota; Agaricomycetes; Boletales; Suillaceae. The transcript is spliced from 8 exons. Bases 220 to 1959 code for a protein of 579 amino acids.
CAAUUAGCUUGGCGGGCACAGGCGGCGAUAGUCAUUGUUCUGAAGUUUGACGUUGUUCUGACAUUCUGUGUAUUGACCAGGAAGCGCCGUGGUUGUCAUGCAAUAAGAAUGAGUUCAAACGUUCCCAUCCUUCUUGUCUAAUCACUUAUCAGAAACCGUGGCGGCUGCGCCGCAAGCUCUUGAAUCUUUCACAGUCGUAUCCUAACACUCGUUUGACUCAUGGUGUCACUGACAAUGCUCGUGCACUUUCCGCUCAUUGUACUUUCUUUUACCGCUCUUUCCCUAGCUUCCCCUUUGAGGUCUAUACCCCACAGACACCGCCAAUUUUCACGCAAUUGUGCUCCACCUGCCCUCAAUUCGUCUGCUGUACCAUCGUCCAGCAUGACCCCUACUUCUUAUGUUUCUGCAAAUACAGCGUUGGCUUCUGUACCUGCCCUCAAUUCGUCUGCUGUACCAUCGUCCAGCAUGACGCCUUCUUCUUCUUCUGCGACUACAACAAUUACUUACCAGGUGCCCACCGGGACAAGUUCUCCUCCUGUGUCAUCGAAAACGGCUUCUGCAACUACAACGACGAUUUCCCAGGCGCCCACCGGGACAGCCUCUCCUUCUGUAUCAUCGAAAUAUGUUAUUGCCCACUUCAUGGUCGGAAAUUCAUACCCCUUUACCGUGGACAAUUGGCUCGCGGACAUCUUUCUUGCACAUUCCAGUGGAAUCGACGGCUUUGCUUUGAAUGUAGGAGUGGAUGAUUGGCAGCCUUCACAGGUGGCCAACGCUUACCAAGCAGCUCUCCAGUCUGGAACUGGCUUCAAGCUUUUCAUGUCCUUUGAUAUGACUUCUUUGCCCUGUAGCACAGCUGCCGACGCUGCAACUCUUCGUACUUAUAUAACUACCUAUGCCACGCACCCCAAUCAGCUACUUUACAAUGGUCGCGUUAUGGCCUCAACUUUCUCUGGCGAAACUUGCACUUUUGGGCAGGGAUCUGUCGCUUCUGGAUGGUCGACUCAAUUCGUGCAACAGUUGACAGGAUCAUCCGCAGUUCAUUUUGUACCAUCAUUUUUCGUCGAUCCAUCACAGUUCAAUACCUACAGUGGGGUAAUAGGUGGCAUGUUCAACUGGAAUUCCGGAUGGCCAAUUCAAGUCACUACUUCAUUUGUAUCGUCUGUACCUGGUUUGCUUGGAGACAUCGCUAGUGGUCUAUCUUCCGCCGUCAGCUCUGCAUUGUCUAAUCUCAUCGGGUCAACAACACCGGACGAUACAUACAUCUCGAGUUUGGCUGCAAUGGGUGGCGGUCUAACAUACAUGGCAGCUGUGUCUCCGUGGUUUUUCACCCAUUAUGGCCCGUCGUCUUAUAACAAAAAUUGGAUUUACCUCAGCGAUGAUCACUUGUAUGCUAGUCGGUGGGAGUCGUUGAUCAAGAUCCGCGACCAGGUAGAUCUCGUACAAGUCAUCUCCUGGAAUGAUUACGGAGAGUCGCAUUAUAUCGGUCCGAUAGAGGGAGAGCAACCCAUGAGUCAAGCAUGGGUUGAUGGCAAUGAUCACACUGGCUGGCUCAAUCUGACAUCCUAUUACGCCUCAGCCUUCAAGACAGGAACAUACCCCACUCCGACUAAAGACCAGCUCAUAAUGUGGUCACGUCCACAUUCUGCCGCGGCUUCUGCAUCAAGUGACCCGGUUGGAAGACCAACCAAUUACCAGAUUACUCAAGACAAAGUUUGGGCCGUAGUCCUGGCGACCUCCCCUGCUACAGUCGAGCUCUCGACCUCGUCUACUCAAUCACAAAUUUUUAACGUCCCUGCCGGCGUUUCGAAGUUAGCUGUAUCCAUCCAACCCGGCGGGACCAUGCACGGCACACUAACCCGAGGAGGGCAGACCGUUAUUGACCUACAGUCAACAAGCUUCACGUUUGAAGCUGAGCCAACGACAUAUAACUUCAAUGCCCACGUUGUUGCCUCCUCUUAGUCUCAUGUUCGGCAUUCGCGAUUCUUGACAUAUUUUGGG